AGUUUAUCGACGGCGGCGCACGAUUGUUGUAACAGUUGUUGUAACUGCAUUUUAUUAUUUAACAAUUAAAAACCAUUAGCAAGUGCACUUUGCUGUGCUGUGCAAGGAUUAAAUGCAAGAUAUUCGGUUAAAAAACCGUUGUCGAGUUCAGAAAUGUGAAACUAGGGAGUUUGUGCAUUUUUUUUAAAGAAUAUUGGUGCAAAUAAGGCUUGCAAUUGUUGUAAAUUUUGCUUGUGCUACUGUGAGUGUGAGCGUGUGUGCGUGAUAAGUGCAACACGCAAAUAAAGAAGAACUGGGAGAGCAGAGCACGCGAAACAACACAACACAAAUAAAGAAGCAAUUGUCUCGAGAGUUUGUUCAAUCAACCAACCAUUGCUUAAGUGAAUGCCAAAGAUGGACAACGAACAGCCGCAUCAGGAGUUGGUCAAGUGCGUCUUAGUUGGAGACACUGCCGUGGGAAAGACGCGUCUGAUUUGUGCCAGGGCCUGCAACAAGCAUGUGUCGCUAUCACAACUGCUGUCCACACAUGUGCCGACCGUCUGGGCGAUCGAUCAGUAUCGCAUUUACAAAGACGUGCUCGAACGAUCGUGGGAAGUUGUAGAUGGGGUUAAUGUCUCGUUGCGAUUGUGGGACACAUUUGGUGAUCACGACAAAGAUCGCCGCUUUGCCUACGGCAGAUCCGAUGUUGUGCUAUUGUGCUUCUCCAUUGCAAGUCCGAUCUCGUUGCGCAAUUGCAAGGUCAUGUGGUAUCCGGAGAUACGUCGCUUCUGCCCAGAUGUGCCCGUCGUCCUAGUUGGUUGCAAGAACGAUCUGCGCUACAUGUACCGCGAUGAGAACUAUUUGUCCUACUUUGGCGAAAAGGGAACGUUCGUAAGAGCUGCAUUAAAGAGCGAUUUGGUCAUGCCGGAUGAGGCACGCGCCGUUGCCAAGGAGCUGGGCGUAAGCUAUUAUGAGACUAGUGUCUUUACAUACUUUGGUGUGAACGAGGUGUUUGAGAAUGCCAUCCGAUCAGCGCUAAUAGCGCGUCGUCAACAACGCUUCUGGAUGACAAACCUGAAGAAAGUACAGAAACCACUGCUACAAGCACCAUUCCGGCCACCGAAGCCGCCACCACCGGAGGUUACGGUCAUGGUUGGCCACUAUCGACAGGACAUUUACAACAUGUUCCUGUCACAGGCAUAUGCCGAUCUCAUUCUUGUCGCUGGCGGCACAAAAUUUGCUGUGCAUAGAUUCAUGCUUGCCGCUGCAUCGAGCAUUUUCCAACGCAUCCUGACCACGGAGUUGAGCGACAUGGGAGGACGCAGCAGCAGUGAGUCCAGCAUGGUCAGCUCAACAUUUGGAGAGGCGACCAUUGCUGAUUUUAAUGAUGAUACUGAGUAUCUCAUACGCUAUGAAACACGCACACAACGCAUGUGGGAGCAUCUUAAGAGGCGUUCCAGCUAUCAAGCCUUGCCAUUGGUUGAGUCAAAACGGUCGGGAGAUUUACAUAAAGAUCUGCAGCAUCCAGUGUUGCAAAGUCUUCGCUUGGUUCAAGUGGAAAAUCAACGGGGAGUCAGUGCAAUCCAAACAAUCGUCACCCUCAACAAACUCAUUUCACCACAGGCUCUUCAUCAGUGCCUAAGAUUCAUUUAUACCGGCACUAUUGAUAAAGAAUGCAGCAAUAUUCAGGAAAUAAGAGAAGCUGCCGAUUUCUUAGAACUGCCUCAAUUAACCAUGUUGCUUACCAAGCCACAAAGCAUCAUGGACAGUCCAAGUGAUGAACCAAAUCCACACAUUUGUCUUCGCAUAAAGGAGAGCAUGGAGAGACAUUGCAUCGGCGAUGGUUGCUUCACCGAUGUUACCUUUGAACUGGAUGAUGGUCUGAUGAAGGCACAUCGAGCUGUCUUGGUUGGGCGCUGCGACGUUAUGCGAGCCAUGCUCUUGGGUGACUUUCGAGAGGCACAUUCUAAUGUGAUUGUUUUCCCUGGAGUUACCAUCUAUACAUUCCAUAAGCUGUUAUGUUAUCUGUAUACAGAUCAGAUUCCGCCCAUCUCAGCGGUGAAAUGCCUCAAUUUGCUGGAAUUGGCCAACCGAUUGUGCCUGCCGCGCCUAAUCAAUCUAAUUGAGUGUCGCGUUAUCGAAGAUCUCACAAUAAUCUCACAAAACGAAACCAAUGAAACGGUGGAUCACUGUCUCAAGCUGCUAGAGCCCGUCAAGUUGCACAAUGCUCAUCAGUUGGCCGAAUGGUGUAUGUCGUAUCUGUGCGUUAAUUACAAUGUUAUUUGUAAGUUUUCACUCAAGGGCCUCAAGGCUCUGCAUCAGGAUAAUCAAGAGUAUUUGCGGGAGCAUCGUUGGCCGCCAGUUUGGUAUCUGAAAGACUACGACUACUAUCAGCGUUGCAUCAAUGAAUUGAAUAAGGAGCUGAAGCUUAAGAGCUCACGCCGCGAUUUUCCCAGCGACGAUGAGGGCUGUCUAUGCUUCACUGGAGUGUUUUCUUGGCUGCUAGGUAAAUCAAAGCGGAAUGGAGUCGUCACGUCCAGCACGACCAAUGGAGACAGCAGUGGCGGAACAACGGCUGAGAAUCAAAUAUUUAAUAGCUCAGCCAACUCAAUGAACCACAUCGACUUAGAGGCGGACAUCGAUCUGAAUCUCUGACACCCAGCCUUAGGGCACGGAAGAUCACUGCGAUUUAUUGUGAUUCUGCCCGUGCUGAUUUGUUUCAUCUGUACAAUUCUAAGUAUUUUGAUACUUUUCCAAAUACACACAUAACAAUCGCCGUGGACUAACGGAUGGUGGCGGCGACUCUGCUUUUGACACUCAAAA
Messenger RNA from Drosophila sulfurigaster albostrigata, 2802 nucleotides. It is a transcript of the gene RhoBTB, whose product is annotated as rho-related BTB domain-containing protein 1. Gene Ontology annotation, biological process: small GTPase-mediated signal transduction. The transcript has 13 exons. Lineage: Eukaryota; Metazoa; Arthropoda; Insecta; Diptera; Drosophilidae. Gene Ontology annotation, molecular function: protein binding; GTPase activity; GTP binding. Bases 385 to 2634 code for a protein of 749 amino acids. The record is from RefSeq and is a predicted model, not a curated record.